CUGCAUUAGUUAUUGUAAUAAAAUUUUCAAAAUAAAAGUUUUUGUAAAACGUCAAUGUCCUGUCACGUGCAGGUGUUCUUGAUGACGCGCGCUUCCUUCUGACCCCGCCCCUGGCUGUGACGUCACGGUCCUCCCCCGGGAGUCACGUGUGAUUAGUCAAGUUCCCUCGCAAGUCCCAACAACAUCACUUUUUUUUUUCUUUUUUUUUUAUGGAAGCCGGAAGUCCUCCUGAACAUCCUGUUUGCGUCCUGCCAUAUGUCGGCGAGGUGACGCGCCCGGCCGCCCUCCAUCGUUUCCCGCCCACCUGCGUCCGAGUGGCCGGAUGGACCCCACCUUGUGGCAGUACCAGUUCCGGGUGAUCAUGCUGGGAGACUCCACGGUGGGCAAGUCGUCGCUGCUGAAGCGCUACACGGAGGACGCCUACCUGGAGACCCUCGACGAGACGGUGGGCGUGGACUUCUACGUGCACUUCCUGCAGGUGGAGCCCGGGGUGAGGGUCAAGCUACAGUUCUGGGACACCGCCGGACAGGAGCGCUUCCGGUCCGUGACCCGCUCUUAUUACCGUAACUCAGUGGGAGCCCUGCUGGUGUUCGACCUGGCCAACCGGGCCUCCUUCCAGCACGUCCGGGAGUGGCACGCCGAGGUGUGCGAGCGAGUGCAGCCUCACCGGGUCCUCUUCGUCCUGGUGGGCCACAAGAGCGACCAGGCGGAGCGGGCGGUGAGUCGGGAGGAGGCGGAGGAACUGGCCCUGCUUUUAGGGACGCCCUACGUGGAGGCCUCGGCCAAGACGGGGCAGAACGUCAAGGCCGCCUUCGAGACGCUGGCUCGCGGGGUCUACCAGGGUCUGGUGAGCGGGGAGGUGGAGCUGCAGGAGGGCUGGGACGGGGUUAAAUGUGCUGCCCCGCUGGCUCUGCACAGGACCGCCCAGCCUGGUGUGGAGCGCGAGGGAAAACACAAGUGCUGUAAAUAAAAGACAGCUAAAAUGAUCACUGUUAAAGUCACGAUGUUUUUUUUGGUCUGACAUUUUAAUAA
This is a messenger RNA of Nerophis lumbriciformis (worm pipefish), 1032 nucleotides long. It is a transcript of the gene rab42b, whose product is annotated as RAB42, member RAS oncogene family. Gene Ontology annotation, molecular function: GTP binding; GTPase activity. The record is from RefSeq and is a predicted model, not a curated record. Lineage: Eukaryota; Metazoa; Chordata; Actinopteri; Syngnathiformes; Syngnathidae.